Messenger RNA from Zophobas morio, 2866 nucleotides. It is a transcript of the gene nebu, whose product is annotated as facilitated trehalose transporter Tret1. The record is from RefSeq and is a predicted model, not a curated record. Gene Ontology annotation, molecular function: sugar transmembrane transporter activity. Bases 1139 to 2608 code for a protein of 489 amino acids. The transcript has 3 exons. Lineage: Eukaryota; Metazoa; Arthropoda; Insecta; Coleoptera; Tenebrionidae. Gene Ontology annotation, cellular component: membrane. Gene Ontology annotation, biological process: transmembrane transport; carbohydrate transport.
GCCCCCAGGGAAGCUCAUCCUGCAGUACGCAGCCUCAACUAGUGAGGCUACUCGUGCUCAGACUACACUUCCCCCAAGGACUCACCCUGUCGGCGGUCUGACCCGACGACACAGCCGAUUGAUCUGAGAUGGGUUAGUCUCGACCUCCCGUUUUGGUGGAAAUCCAGGCCAAAGAGGCGUGUUGCCCAGCCUUGGUGACACACUGCACCAAGGGGGGCUCAACCUCCAGGAUUCCUUCAUCCCACCUUACGGGUCUCCACGCACGGCACAAACACGCGGGAGCUUGUCCGCGGGGCUGUUUUGACGACCCCACACCAGGGGUUUAAUCCCGGGGGGGCACGUUUAUUUCCAGCCCUCCUCUACUGAACCGCCUUCGCGGCCGUCUAAGCCGACAACCACCAAGGCAUGUCCAGGCAAGACGAGCCUCAGCCCUAACCUACAUAUCUGGAGAAGGGAAAAAUCCAGGUCGGACUUCCACCACCCCCAAGAGUGUUUAGUUCCCGGGGGCAUAUCCGCCCUCCCCAGACCCCCCUUCCCCAGACAAUGCCGGUCUCCCCCUAUCCGCAACACUGGGGACGCGCCUGAUAGGUAACUCAACCCACAGGAGGAGGAAGGCCCCUUUUCCAAGACCCUUUUCGGGGGCCCUUUUCUGAAAGCCCGCUUCAGAAAGCCUUCCCCGUAGGCUCCUUUCCGCAGACUUCUUUUCUUAUGCCCCUUUGCGAAGGUUUUUUUCGAGGGCUCCGUUCUACAUCUCCUUUUUGGAGCUACUUUUUUUUCCUCAUCCUUUUUAAAGCUUUUUUCUUUCUGUUGAUAAUAAUUUCGAAGGUCCUUUUACAAACGCCGUUCUCCGAAGAUCCUCUUCAGAGGACUCUUCCGAAAACCCUCUUCCGAAGGCCUUUUUCCGAAAAUUCCUCUUCCAAAGGCCCAUUCCCGAAGGCUCCUUUUCGAAGAUUCCUUUUCGAGGACUACUUUUGAAGAUUACGUUUCGAAGGCUUUUUUCGCGACUCCUGUUCGCAACGUUCUUGUAAUGUUUGCGACCUUGGAAGUAUUUUUUUGUUAAGGUAGAUUUAUUUCAAGUGCGGAGCUUUCAUUAUCUAUGUGAUCCAACGCAAACUGACCUCAGUAUAAACAACAAAGAAUGUCAGAAAAAGCAGCCGCCAGCACCAAUAACCUAGUCGAGGAGCCCAACUAUGGCGAGGCCAAAAAACUUCCACAAUACGUUGCAGCCUUGUCAGUGUGUAUGGGUUCGGUAGCCGCUGGCACAGUCCUUGGAUGGACUGGCAACAUCACCAAACUAAACCUAGCCUCCGGCGACUUGAACGACAUCCUUGUAGAUCCAGACGUAGAUUAUGGAUGGAUUGGUUCCUUCAUGACUCUCGGAGCCAUGCUCAUGUGCAUCCCCAUCGGUUUCUUAUGUGAUCUGAUCGGUCGGAAGUACGCCAUGCUGCUAUCCAUCCUGCCCUUCACCCUUGGUUGGUUGCUCAUGAUCUUCGCAAACAGCACAGGCAUGAUUUUCGCAGGGAGAUUCAUAACGGGGUUAGCUGGAGGUUCCUUCUGUGUUUCGGCACCUCUAUACACCAGCGAAAUCGCCCAAAAAGAAAUCAGAGGAGCGCUAGGAAGCUACUUCCAGUUGCUGUUGACCGUUGGCAUUCUCUUCGCUUACAUUCUGGGAGCCAUCAGCAGCCCCCAAAUCGUGUCAGUGGUUUGUGCCAUCGUCCCGCUUUUCUUCGGAGUGGUCUUCUUCCUCCAACCAGAAACCCCUGUGUAUCUUCUGAAGAAAGGCAAAGACGCAGAAGCAACUCAAGCGCUGAGGAGGCUUCGAGGAAACAACUACGACGUGAAUGGAGAAAUCCAGGAAAUAAAAGAUUCAAUACAGCAGGCAAAAAGCAUGAACACUUCUCUCAAAGAAUCUUUCAAGAAGAAAGCCACCAAGAAGUCUCUUCUGAUUUGCUUCAGUUUGAUGUUCUUCCAGCAGUUUGGAGGAAUCAACGCUGUGAUUUUCUACGUCGGAGAUAUUUUCGACGCCGCUAACACUUCUUUGUCGUCUUCUUACGCCACAAUCAUCGUUGGUGUGAUGCAAGUGGUUGCGACUUUUGUUGCUUCACUGGUCAUCGACAAGUUCGGACGAAAAAUUCUUCUGAUUAUAUCGGAUCUGGUUAUGGCUCUUUCUGGAAUUGUUCUUGCCAUUUAUUUCACUCUCAAAGACCGGGAGCUUAUUUCGAAAGAAGAGGUUAACAAUAUUGCAUUUUUGCCCAUUCUAGCUGUUUGUAUAUUUAUUAUUGUUUUCUCGCUGGGUUUCGGACCCAUUCCAUGGAUGAUCUCGGCGGAGCUUUUGCCCCCGGAAAUUAAAAGUAACGCCAGUUCGUUAGCUGCAACUUUCAACUGGCUGCUGGCUUUCAUUGUUACUAAAUUUUAUGGUGAUUUGACCAAGGCGAUUUCUACUGAUGUUACUUUUUACAUUUUUUCUGUGAUUUCGUUGAUAGGGACAGUUUUUAUUAUUUUCGUAGUUCCGGAGACCAAGGGCAAGACGCUGGAUGAGAUCCAGAGGGAGUUGAAUGGAGAGUCACCGGAUAGACAAGGAAUAGAUAAUAGAGGAUUUACUAGUUAGUCUGUUUGUCUAGUUGAAUAGGUUUUUAAACUCAAUAGAUGUACAUUUUAACUGCUAUUUAAGUGUUUUAGAUAUAUAAGUUGUUGAUAUUCAUUAAGUUGUUUAUUUUUAUGAUUUUGUAACACAAUGGCUACGACUAUGUUGUGUAACUUCUAGUCACAUUUGGUCCGGGAAACAACAUAAGCAAUAAAUUUAUUGUAUGGAGAAAUUUUAUAUUUAAUACAAACAUUUAACUGAGAAUAAACUAAUUUAUUAUAA